AUGGGUAGGAGGGAUCGCGUGGGCAGGCGAAAGCACCUGGCUCACCUCCGCCUGGCUCACCUCCGCCUCGCUCACCUCCGCCUGGCUCACCUCCGCCUCGCUCACCUCCGCCUCGCUCACCUCCGCCUCGCUCACCUCCGCCUCUCUCACCUCCGCCUCCCUCACCUCCGCCUCUCUCACCUCCGCCUCUCUCACCUCCGCGCCUCUCACCUCCGCCUCUCUCACCUCCGCCUCUCUCACCUCCGCCUCUCUCACCUCCGCCUCUCUCACCUACGCCUCUCUCCCCUCCGCUUCUCUCGCCUCCGCCUCUCUCGCCUCCGCCUCUCUCACCUCCGCCUCUCUCACCUCCGCCUCUCUCACCUCCGCCCGCGCACGCUUCUCCACGUCGUCCACGCGCAGGUCUCCUCGUCGCCCGCGCGCGCUUUAUCUCGUCGCCCGCGCGCGCUUUUCCUCGUCGCCCACGCGCGCUUCUUCUCGUCGCCCCCGCCUCUUCAAUUCGCACGCGCUUCUCCUUCCCUCAUCUUGCCCCUCUCCCCUCAUCUUGCCCCUCUCCCCUCAUCUUCCCCCUCUCUCGUCUGUCCCCACCCCACCCUUGCCCGUUCCCCCCUUCGCCCCACUCUCAGGGAAUGGCAGGCAUGA
This is a messenger RNA of Closterium sp. NIES-65, 639 nucleotides long. Lineage: Eukaryota; Viridiplantae; Streptophyta; Zygnematophyceae; Desmidiales; Closteriaceae. The record is from the annotation of a GenBank genome assembly.